Molecule: messenger RNA, 2532 nt
Organism: Struthio camelus australis
Lineage: Eukaryota; Metazoa; Chordata; Aves; Struthioniformes; Struthionidae
Source: RefSeq, a predicted model, not a curated record
AUGUGGCUGGUGUGUGUGUUCAUCAUUCAGAAAGGCUACCAGGAGUGUGAGAUAGGCUUGGAGAGCUCUGUCAUCACCAAAGUCAAGGGCAUGACACAGUCACCAAGUAAGGGUGGGAGCACUUUCAGCAUCCUCACGCGGGUGGAGGUCAGCCCUGCCCAGACGAUAGCGACCUGCCCUGAGAGGCUGACAGUCUGCAGUGCUGUGUGCAACUCCAACCACGACUGCACCCCUGGGGACAUGGAGGUGUUGGGCCAAGGCGAGCUGGAGAUGUGCAGGGACCAGUGGUCUGCCCAGCCGUUGCACAGCAGGCAGGAUAGCGCUCGCCAGGAAGUACAGCACUGUGCACCUGUCCUCACAGGAGAGAAGACAGGGCGCUGCAUGCCCAAUGCUGGUGGCACCGAGAAGAGCCGUGAGAUCCUGGCUUGGUGCCCAGUAGAUGAAGGGAGUGUCAGGUACAGGCACCACGGAUGGGACCUGGCAGUGGGGAGGACAGUCCUCUGGCAGGAUGGAGCAGGCACCAAAAUCCUGGCCCAUCUUCUGGGUCCUGUCGGACACCAAGGGCUGCUCUGGGGGUGCCCUGGCACAGGCUGUGCCGAGAGGGGCCAUGCUGCUCCCCAAGCAGCGGCGCUCAGUUCUUUCUGCAGUGAGUCGCUGGCGAAGAUGGCACCACAGUUCACCAUCCUCAUCAAGAACAACAUCCGUUUCCCGUGCUUUGGCUUCUCCAAGGGCAACAUUCAGGCUGCUGAGAGCGGUUACUUGAAAAGCUGCACCUUCAAUGCCACCUCUGCCCUUUGCUGCCCCAUCUUCAAGCUGGGCUUCAUCGUGGAGCAGGCGGGAGAGGACUUUAUGGAGCUGGUUGAGAAGGAUGGGGUGAUUGGUGUGAUUAUCAACUGGAACUGUAACCUGGACCUGCCUGACACCGACUGCACCCCCCCCCCCCCCCCCCCUCUCUUCCCCCCGUUUGCCAAGUAUUACAAGCAGAAUGGGACCCAUAGACGAGUGUUGAUCAAGGCCUAUGGGAUCCGUGUCGAUGUGAUCGUGCAGGGCCGGGCAGGGAAGUUUAGCCUGAUCCCCACUGUCAUCAACCUGGCCACAGCUCUGACCUCAGUGGGAAUGGGUUCCUUCCUCUGGGACCGGAUCCUGCUGAGCUGCAUGAACAAGGACACGUACAGCAGCAGAAAAUUUGACCAGCCCUGUCUGAAAGCCGGCAGAGCGGGCAGCAGGGUGGGAGCUGCCAGGGCAUCCAGUUCCUCCAGCCAUCUCCCACCCCUCAGCAGGCUGAAGGUGCUUCGGAGGCUGCUGCUACAUGAGGUACAUCACCCCAGGGCUCUCCAGCCUCUAGAGAGUCUGACCCUCCUCAGGUACAGCUACAGCUGGAAGGGGCCACUGUGCCAGGCUGUGAUAACAUUUCCUCUGUCCUUGACCAGCCGGGUCCCACCCAGCUCUGAGCUACCUGCUUUUCCUGCGCCAAGCUGCCUGUGGAUGGCCGAGAUAUGCCUGACAGCUCACCUGCUGCUGCUGCCGCCAGCAGCCACGUCCCCUUCUCUUUCCUCAGCCAGGCUUCAAGAAGCUCCAGGCAGGUCCUGCCCCAUGGCUGCCUGCUGCUGUGAGUCCGUGGUGAUGGGAAAAGCCUCGGCCAGGGGCAGGACUGUGGUGCUGAGACCAGCUGUUUUGGUGGCUUUCAGGAGCCUUUGCUCUGGAGCAGGAAGCAGUGCCCAGUUGCUUCUCUGUGCCAGUGCCGGUGCCGCAGGGUAGUGGGGCUCUGGGUAUUGCCAUUACCUAGCCAGCAUAGAGCACUGGCAGCCCCAUCCUGGAACAGCUCCUGGCUGUGGACAUCCAGGCCCUGCAGGCAGUGGUGGUGACACCACCUGUAGGCUUGUUAUGAUUUUAAGGCAGUGGAAAGAGCCAAGUAAUCCCAUGCAAUCCUGCCCAUGAACGUCCUAGAGGGUUAGUUGAAUCACUGCCUUAUGGCAGGGGCAGAUACCUGGCAGAGUGCUCCAUGUGUCCACCCCUCUGCUGGUCCAGGCCUGCCUGUAUGCUUGGGACACUGUUGGUUGAGUCCCAUGUAUCAGCAGUGUCUCCUUUUACCUGGGCCCUGUGGCUCACUCCAUCAACUGCUGUUCUGUGUUACUGCCAUAUUAUGUUACUUUUCACCUCUGGGGACAGCUUGCCUCUUCCUGCCACUGGUAAAUAUCUAUAACCUCUUCUUUUGAAACUCCACAGUGUGACUGUUCCUCAGGUUUGUCCUCUGUUGAAAUUGUUCCCAAGCAGGCCAGUUUCAUGCUGGUUAGUAGCAGGGAGCAUAAGGACUUUUGGGUCGUUAAGGUUGUCUAUCUAAGAUCCUUGUUGGUUAGAAACAGGAAGUAACAAGGAAAGUCCUAAAGUAAAUCCAAAGAUACACAAAACGAGCAGGCACUAAGAGAGACAGUGAUGAAGACCAGAACUCUUCUGUCAUUGAUUGAUGGGCCAUUAAAGGAACCACUUCUUAGCCUUGAGGGCCAACCUGAACUUUGUAAUUGAUAGUGGGAA